AUGGCGACGGAGAAGCAGUGGGGAGUGACGCAGCCCUUCUCAAACGAUGCGCCGACUCCGGCCGACCUGAAGCUCAACGACUCCCUCAUUGCGGAGCUGAAAGCGCAGGACAACUUCCCGCCGUCAAGCGACACGGAAAGGCGAGAUGCGGUCAUCGCGAAGCUGAAGGGACUGCUGAGGCAGAUGGUGCAGAUCGUGGGCAAGAAGAAGGGGCUACCAGCGGGCAUUCUGGAGACGGCAGGCGGCGAGGUGUACACUUAUGGCAGCUUUCGGCUUGGCGUCUACGGUCCCAACUCCGAUGUGGACACGCUCAUGGUUGCGCCGAAGCACGUUACUCGGGAGGAGUUCUUUGAGUACAUGCCGGACCUGCUGAGGAAGUCUGCCGCACCAGGCGAGAUCACGGAACUGGUCCCAGUGCCGGGUAUUGGUACACCCAUCAUUAAGCUCAAGAUACAAGGCGUCGACAUCGAUCUCAUCUUCUGCAGUUUGCAGGUCCAGUCUGUACCGGACAAGAUGGAUUUGGCAGACGACAAUCUGCUGCGCGGUCUGGAUGACACGGAUGUGCGAUGCGUGAACGGUACGCGAGUGACGAACCGUAUCCUGCAGCUGGUGCCGCAGACCAAGACUUUCCGGUACGCACUCCGCGCGAUCAAGCUUUGGGCGCAGCGGCGAGCUAUCUAUGGCAACAUCGUUGGUUAUCCGGGCGGCGUGGCUUGGGCGAUUCUGGUGGCCAGAGUCUGCCAGUUGUAUCCGAAAGCCGUGGCGCCGCUUAUUGUGCAGAGGUUCUUCUUCAUUGUCAAACGAUGGAAUUGGCCGAAGCCGGUCUUCUUGCAGCAUAAGGUGGAGUCCUCAUUGGUGAUACGCGAGUGGGAUCCGAACACUUCACGGCACGAUGCAGGGCACUUGAUGCCCAUUCUCACACCAGCCGUACCGUCCACCAAUACCGCACACACGGUCGGGCCGUCAACGAAAAUGGUCAUGAUGCGCGAGCUCGAACGAGGCGAGCAGAUCAUAGCAGACAUCUACAGCAAAAGCAAGCCAUGGAAGGCUCUCUUCGAGAGACACAACUUCUUCACCACAGCGUACAAGCAUUACAUAUGCGUGGUCACGGCGUCAAAGUCGAAAGACGCUCAAGAUGCUUGGGCAGGGCUAGUGCAGUCUAAGAUUAAGUGGUUAGUUCAAGGUAUCGAGAGCUCGGACGCUAACAGCAUUGAGCUUGUGCAGCCCUUCAACAAGGGUUUCGAACGGGUGCAUGACUGCCAAGGCGAGGAAGAACUGCAAAAGACGCUAGAGGGCAGUCUUGAGUUCCAGGUCAAGGGCGUUAAGACCGAGACCACGGAUCAACUCACGGGUAUCAAGACGCAGCUGGUGGCCCAGAGUGACACGGAUGGAGUCGAGCCACAUGCACCCAAUGGAGAUGCUUCAAAACAAGAAGGCACACCAGGACAAUCCCAGAAGGUUUACACCACAACCUACUACCUCGGCAUUGGCCUCGUGAAGGGCGCGACCAAUCUUGAUAUCUCCGCGCCCGUCAAGAACUUCACCGCUACGUGUACGAGCUGGGACAACUUCGACGAGGCUAUAAACUCCAUCCGCAUCAAGCAUAUGCGGAACUACGACUUACCCGCAGAUGUCUUUGUGGAGGGGGAGACGAGGCCGAGUCGGCCGGCCAGUAAGAGGGCGCCUAAGCGGAAGCUCGAAGAGGCCGGCUCGGGAGUUGCGCAGCAGGAGCAAGGAAAAAAGCUGAGGAAGGACGGCAAGAUGCCGAACGGGGAUGCUGGAUGA
Messenger RNA from Baudoinia panamericana UAMH 10762, 1785 nucleotides. RefSeq lists its product as uncharacterized. Gene Ontology annotation, cellular component: nucleus. Lineage: Eukaryota; Fungi; Ascomycota; Dothideomycetes; Mycosphaerellales; Teratosphaeriaceae. The transcript has 2 exons. The coding region runs from base 1 to 1785 and encodes 594 amino acids. Gene Ontology annotation, molecular function: RNA binding; poly(A) RNA polymerase activity. The record is from RefSeq and is a predicted model, not a curated record.